AUGAAUACAAAAGUGAAACACCGUACAAGGUUUUUUUUUUGUAAGAAUUUAUUUAAGUAUAGUUAUAGUAAUACAUAUUUAACACAUAAGAAGUAUUUUUCUUCUAUAGCAAGUAUAGAAAAAUUAAAAACAAAAAUUUUAAAUUAUUAUUCUAAAGAAAGUGAAAACUUUAUUCAAAAGAGAAAACAACAUGAAAAGGAGAUAAAAGAGUAUUUUAAAGAACUACCUAAUGAUGUUACUCUUGAAGACAUCUUUAUUUGCUCAGAUGAAAAAAAAAUAUUAAAUGAAGAAAUAGGAAACAUAAAAAAGUAUGUAGAAGAUAAAAAUAGAAAAAAUUUAAAAAACAUAAAUGAUCAUAUAAAAAGCAUAAAUGAAAAAACAGAAUUAAUGAAGGUAUUAUCUAUGUGCGGAGUUCGUAUAUUUCCUAAAAUUUUAUUUUUUUUUAUUUUUGAUAUUAUAUCUAAUCUAAAGGAGCAUUUAGAAAUAAAUAAAAAUCAUAUUAUCAAAUAUGAAGCAAUAACAGAGAAAGAAAAUUAUUUUAGAAUAAAUCAAUAUUACUACAACAAAAAAAAAAUAAAUAUUGAAUUUUUUUUAUUAUAUAGAGCGUUAUCAAAUGCUCUGUAUAGUGUAUGUGAAAGUUUCAUAGAUAAUAAUGAAAUGCAUUUGGCUAUAAGAGAUGAAAUAUAUGAAAAUUAUAGUAAUAUAAAUGAUAUUAUAAUAAAAUCUCCAUCAUUUUUAAAUAUUAGUAUAUUAUUUUAUUAUAUAAAUAUUUGGUUGUUUGCCGAUCAAAGUAGAAAAAUGAAAAUUAUAUGCCUUGAAAACUUGAAUAAAUAUAUAAAUUCAAUUUCUGAUGAUGAAAUAAAUAUUAGUAAAAAUGAUUUAUUCUAUUUAUUUCUGACGAUUCGUCUUUUUUUUUUUACUUUUUCUUACAAUGACAUGUUAAAUAAUUUAAAUAAUUAUAGUAAACAUUUUAUUUCGUCAGUUAUAUUUUUUCCUCACAAUUCCGAGAUAAAAUCAAGUAUAGAAAACGAAAAUUACGAAUACAUAAUCAAUUAUUUAAAUAAAAAUGAAAAAAAUGUAGAAAUUAGAAAAAUACAAAUUCUUCCCUUUAACUUCUCUCUAUGUUCACUAAAAAAUAAAAUUAUUUAUAUUUUUGAGAGAUUUGAUGAUUAUUAUGAAAACGAUAAAGAUGUUAUGCGUUCUUAUAACUACUGGAAAUAUUUUAUUGCGAAAAAAGAAGAAUAUAAAUUAUUAGCAAUAUGUAAUAAACAUGAAUACAGUGAAUUAUUUGUAAAAAAUAAAAGAGAUGAUAUCUUAACAAAAUAUGUGAAUAAAGAUUAUCUAUAUAAUUUUGAAGAAAAAAUUAAGAAGAAUAUAUAA
Plasmodium relictum is the source of this 1380-nucleotide messenger RNA. Its product is annotated as conserved Plasmodium protein, unknown function. The coding region runs from base 1 to 1380 and encodes 459 amino acids. The transcript has 2 exons. The record is from RefSeq and is a predicted model, not a curated record. Lineage: Eukaryota; Apicomplexa; Aconoidasida; Haemosporida; Plasmodiidae.